UGCCUGAUGUGAUACAGAGCUUGAACCAGCAUUUUCCGGACGAGCGACAGGAGUCAACGAAAAUGACGAUAAGCUCGGCUGACGGAUGCCCGACUGUCCAGGGGAACAGGUGAUCCCAGGCUGCUGUAACAUGGCUGGCUUUAAUAUGGAAGAAAAUCUCGAGUACUGGCUGAAAUGCCUGGAGGAGAACGAUCAGAAGGUAUACUACGAGGCGCAGAAAGAACUAUUCAACAUCUGCCAGAAUUUGUUGAAAUCGCCGAGCAAUGACCGAUAUCGCGAGGUACGUCUCGACAAUGAAAUCAUCAUCCAGAAGAUUCUACCAGCUAUCGGCGCCAUGGAGUGUUUGAUCGAGGUCGGCUACGUCGAGGAUGGCGAGCGUUUAUUUUUCCCACACAACGCGGCUCUCUGGAGGAUCCAAUGUUUGUCGCAAAUGUUGCGUACCAGACUGCAGCAAUCUGUAACUACAAUCAAGGGGUUUAAUAAUAGGAAGAAAUUCUUUGAGAAUAUUAUUAACCGUCACAAGAUUGUUUUGCUUUACGAGAAUGAGGAGUUGCAAAAAGAAGCUAUGAAGUUGAUACCUAUCGAUUCAUUAGGAAUGAAAUCAGUGAGAACAUUUAGGGAACUGCAAAGGUCUUGUAAAAUGUAUGAUUCAGCGGCAACUACUUCUACAGACGUUAAGAAAGAAUUGUCCCUCCGAGACUUUCUUCUGGUCACGUUCACAAGCUGGUUUAAACGAGAAUUCUUCAAGUGGGUCGACGUCCCAAUGUGCCCAGUGUGUUCUAUUAAAUGUAUAUACCUAAAUGCAAUAUCAAGUUCAGAUGUUCAAUGUUCAAGGGUAGAAAUGUUCAGAUGUCCAAAGUGUCGGGAAAAGGUCCCGUUUCCUCGUUAUUCGCAUCCGAAACCGUUGUUGAAAACGAGACGCGGUCGUUGCGCCGAAUGGGCUAACGUGUUCACGCUUAUGUGCCGAUCAUUGAAAUACGACGCACGACUUGUAUAUGACGAGACAGAUCACGUUUGGACGGAGGUGUGGUCACCGACACGGAAUAAAUGGAUUCACGUAGACCCGUGCGAAAACGUGGUGAAUAAGCCGUUGAUGUACGAAAAGGGAUGGAACAAAAAGCUGUCAUAUAUAAUAGCCUACUCGAAGGACGAGGUGCAAGAUGUCACAUGGCGUUACACGCGGGAUCCGAAAGCCGUCCUGAAAAGACGAACAGUGUGCACCGAGGAAUCUUUGAUAAAAGUUAUCCGAGCAAUGUGCAAUGUGCGACUAAAUGCUGCUAACUGUAGCGCAGCACGUAAGAAAUACGUCAUCAAUCGAACUCUGUGCGAGCUCGCUGGUAUGAUAUAUACACCGAACUCGCAAGACGAGGAUUCCGAAGAGACCUACGAAGGGCGAUCCUCGGGUUCUCUCUCGUGGAGAAUAGCACGGGGCGAGAUUACGUCUAUGGACAAGAAUAACCUGGAUAAAAAUAUAGAGAAGAAUUAUAUUUGGGAUAUCUCCAAGUAUGGGCAAACGUUUGAAUUACGAUACAAUGUCAUUCAAGAUAUAUACGAAGUUGUACGUAACGAUGGCACCUCUUUAGAGCAAAUAAAUGGAUGGUUAGAAGGGAUCAAUUCCACAUGUGGUGGAGUAUUUCGUAAAACAGAGGACGACUGGAAAAUGGUCUACUUAGCACGAUCUGAGGGAGCGAAAUACGGACGUGUUACAUGGACUUUCAAAAUUACAAGUCCUGAAUUAUAUAUAAAGACAUUUAACUUGAAAGCUAAGACGCAGGUAUUUCACAAGGCUAGUGUGUCUUGGGAAAUCGAAGCUAUCUUUGAUGACAAUAGAACUACCGUAAUACCUAUUGCCCAAAGCAGUGAUUUUCAUACGAAAAAAGUGGAAAAAGCUGUGAAGUUAAAUUUAAGUGCAACACUAUCUGGCGGAAAGGAUGGAAUUGCUUGGCAGCAUGCCCAACUUUUUCGACAAAGUAUGGAAAGUGCAGAGGAACCAUCUAUGCUAAUUACGAUUCAACUGGAAAAUCAAUGUGCAUGAUUCCUAUGAACUACGUUCUAAUUUUAACAAUAGAAUCAUUGUAUAGUAAAUUAUUUGUGAGAUAAUUGCAUUUGUAUUAUAUAAAUAUGUAUAGUAUCAUUUCAUAUA
Molecule: messenger RNA, 2143 nt
Organism: Dinoponera quadriceps
Lineage: Eukaryota; Metazoa; Arthropoda; Insecta; Hymenoptera; Formicidae
Gene: Pngl
Product: peptide-N(4)-(N-acetyl-beta-glucosaminyl)asparagine amidase
Exons: 6
Coding region: 86-2035 (649 amino acids)
Biological process (GO): protein deglycosylation; protein quality control for misfolded or incompletely synthesized proteins; glycoprotein catabolic process
Cellular component (GO): cytoplasm; nucleus; cytosol
Molecular function (GO): peptide-N4-(N-acetyl-beta-glucosaminyl)asparagine amidase activity
Source: RefSeq, a predicted model, not a curated record